Messenger RNA from Exophiala viscosa, 1830 nucleotides. Its product is annotated as poly(A) polymerase. The record is from RefSeq and is a predicted model, not a curated record. Gene Ontology annotation, molecular function: RNA binding; poly(A) RNA polymerase activity. The transcript is spliced from 3 exons. Gene Ontology annotation, cellular component: nucleus. NCBI's taxonomy places the organism in Eukaryota, Fungi, Ascomycota, Eurotiomycetes, Chaetothyriales, Herpotrichiellaceae. The coding region runs from base 1 to 1830 and encodes 609 amino acids.
AUGGACACUCCAAAGCCCAAAACAUGGGGGGUGACUCCGCCCAUGUCCGUCGCCCUACCUGAACCCAUCGACAACCAAAAGACCGCCGAGUUGAUUGAAGAAUUGAAGAGAGAGAACAACUAUGAGCCGAUGGAAGAGACGAAGAAACGAAUGGACACGCUGAAAGUCCUGAGUAAGGCUACACAAGAGUUCGUCCGCGCGGUCAGUCGGAAACAACGCCUACCACCGGCUCAGAUUGAACAAUUCGCGGGCAAAAUCUAUCCAUAUGGUAGCUAUCGCCUUGGAGUCUUCGGACCAGGUUCUGAUAUAGAUACUCUGGCUGUCGCUCCGAGACAUGUUACGCGCGAGGACUUCUUCGAGUUAUUCCCCGAUAUCCUGAGAAGAGUGGCCGAGAACGAGAAAGUUUGUAAAGAGAAGGUCACUUCGUUGACACCGGUGCCCGAUUCAUUCGUCCCCAUCAUAAAGCUCGUCCUCAAUGGCAUUGAGAUUGAUCUUAUCUUCGCCUCCAUUCCCAGUCUGCAGACAAUUCCCAAAGACCUGUCCCUCAACGAUAACACUUUGCUCGCGGGUCUGGAUCAUGCAACUGUUCGAGCAGUGACUGGACCGCGUGUUACCGAUGAGAUUCUGCAGUUGAUUCCCGAACCCAAGACUUUCCGAACUGCGUUACGAGCGAUCAAACUGUGGGCACAGAGAAGAGCUAUUUACGCCAAUAUUGUUGGCUAUCCUGGUGGAGUGGCCUGGGCCAUGCUCGUUGCGCGAGUCUGUCAAUUCUACCCUCAUGCUGUUGGCGCCAGCAUCGUCGACAAAUUCUUCUUCAUCAUGAAGCAGUGGGAUUGGCCUACUCCCGUGGUGCUCAAAGAUAUCGAACCGGUCAAGCCCGCUGAUCAGAACAAGGGGUUCAAAGUGUGGAAUCCGGCUAUUUAUCAAAGUGAUAGAAAGCAUCUCAUGCCCAUCAUCACCCCAGCGUUUCCUAGCAUGUGUGCCACUCACAACAUCUGCAAGUCGGGCAAGACUGUCAUUCUGCGUGAAUUGGAAAGAGGCGGACAAAUCACCACCAAAAUCUUUGCUGGCAAAGCUCAAUGGAGUGACUUGUUCAAGAAACACACCUUUUUCACCGCCGACCACAAAUACUACCUGGGAGUGACCGCCAGCUCUCUCAAUGCGGACUCUGCCAAAGCCUGGGCAGGUCUCGUCGAGUCCAAGGUCCGAAUCUUCGUGAUGCAGUUGGAAGGAAUUCCUGGUAUCACCCUUGCUCGUCCAUUCACUAAAGGGUUCAAACGCGUUCACAAGUGUGCCGAUGAAGGUCAGAUUCGGGAAGUCCAGAAGGGCAGCAUGAGCUACAAAGUGGAAGAAACCAAGACUGUUGAAACAACGGAUCCUGAGCUUGUUACCAACAACGGCCAAGGUGCUGCUAUCCCGGCGGUCAACGGCGCUCAACCGGAAAGUGAUCACGGCACCCAUACCAUCUACACGUACACAUUCUACAUUGGCAUCGACACCACGGCGAAGAGUCUCAAUAUCGCUCCGGCCUUCCAAGGCUUCAAAGAGAUGUGUGAGGGAUGGGCAGCCUUCAGCCGAGACCUCCACUUCCUUUCGCUCGCAUCCAUCAAAAGCUGGGACUUGCCCGAUGAUGUCUUCGAUGCAAAGGCUGGCGAGACGAAACCCGGCAAACCCGUCAAGAAGGUGGUCAAGGCUCCCAAAGUCGAAUCUAAAGGAGUCCGACGGAGUAUCAGCGAGGUCGAGGAUGCUGAGCCUAAUGGUGAAUCCAUGAAGCGUCAAAAGAUGAUGACGCCAACUCCUACUCCAGCACCUACUGCAGCACCGGCUUGA